Papaver somniferum (opium poppy) is the source of this 1191-nucleotide messenger RNA. RefSeq lists its product as uncharacterized. The transcript is spliced from 3 exons. The record is from RefSeq and is a predicted model, not a curated record. The coding region runs from base 1 to 1191 and encodes 396 amino acids. NCBI's taxonomy places the organism in Eukaryota, Viridiplantae, Streptophyta, Magnoliopsida, Ranunculales, Papaveraceae.
AUGAUAUUGGAUAAUGCUCCUGAGAAUGAGAAAAUGAUAGCGCAUGACAUUCAAAAGGAUAUAGCAAGUGCAAUUUCUUUUGGAAUUAUUUCCUCAAUUACAAAAGAAAUUGGUGAUGGAUUAUUUUCCCUUCUCGUAGAUGAAUCACGCGACAUAUCUUCGAAAGAGCAAAUGGCCAUCGUAUUGCGCUACGUAAAAGAUGGUUGUGUAAUUGAGCGUUUUGUGGGUAUCAAGCAUGUAUCAUAUACAACAGGUCUUUCACUAAAUCUACAAUCGAUGAUUUUUUUUUCCAGACAUGGAUUAAGCAUUUCCAAGGUGCGAGGUCAAGGUUACGAUGGGGAAAGCAAUAUGCAGGGUGAGUACAAUGGUUUGAAAACACUUGUCUUGAAUGAAAACAGUAGUGCAUACUCUGUUUAUUGUUUUUCUCAUCAACUUCAGCUAGCAGUUAGGGCCGUGUCAAAGAAACAUACUUAUGUUGAGGACUUAUUUCUACUAGUCACUAAUAUAGUGACUGUCGUUGAAGGGUCAACGAAACGUCAAGAUUUGAUUCUGGAAAAACAAGCCACUUUAGUUUAUGAGGCAAUUGAUAGAGGUGAACUCUCUACAUGGCAAGUUGAUGUCCUGGAUACAUUGGCACAUCAUUCAGACAAAAAAUUUGAAGCAAGACUUACACUUGAUGAAAAAUAUAAUGGGUAUCACGGCAGAUUUGUCGCAAGCUUUGUAGAGGAAAGAUCAAGAUAUUGUGAAUGCCAUGAAACUGUUUACCAUAUGCAAGCAACGAUUGCAAAAGAUGGAUGGGAAUCUUUAUUACCACAAGUUUCUUCUUUUUGCGAGAAACACGAAAUUGAAGUUCUUAACAUGGAAGACAUGUUUUGUUUUCCAAGAAAAUCAAAACGCUUAGCUCCACAUAUCACUAAUUUGCAUCAUUAUCGUGUCGAGUUCUUCUAUGAAGUAAUAAACAUGCAACUCCUGGAGUUAAAUUACCGUUUUUCAGAAACGACUACCGAGUUAUUUCUUUGUGUGGCAUCCUUGAGCCCUAUCGACUCAUUUUCUGCUUUCGAUAAGCAAAAGCUUGUCUGCCUUGCUCAAUUAUAUCCGAGUGACUUCUCUGCUGUUGAACUGGGGAUUCUUGAAGAUCAACUUGAAACCUAUAUAGUGGUCAUGAGAUCAAGUGGUGAUUUUUGGGGUUGA